GAAUUAUUUCGUCGCCAUAUUGAAAAUUUCAGUCGGUGUAUUAAGUGUGGAAUUUAUUUUAAUUAAUUGUUAGUAAAUUAAUCUUAAUAUAUUUUAUGCGUUAAAAUUGACGUACAUUUAAGAGAUUUGCUGUGCAAUGAAUUUAAGUAAUAAAAGUAAAUAUUUGUUUCACUAGUGCGUUUGUUUGGAAAAUCAAUAUAUAUAUAUACGUAUUCAUAUGUAUAUAUAAAUACGCACAUGUAUAUGCGUGUGUGCUUGACUUCUAAAUAUGUAUCCAGAAGCAAUAUUACCUUUGGUUCAAACUAAUAAAGAAAAGAUUAAUAAACAAAUUCUGGAAAGAGUUACUUAAUAAAAAGAUGUUAAUAUAAACCAGAAAUUUUGAACGAAACCCCGAGAGAGAUGUGGCAGGUCAUACGUAUGCAUAUGCAUUCUUGUUAAAGAGUGCGUGUGUUUUGUAAACAAAAGCAAACGAUCGUUUGUCAAAUAAAAAAAAAAAAAAAAGAUUGGUAUAAAAAUUUGGUACUUCGUGGUCCACGCGAACUUCACAAUUUUGGAAACAAGUCGCUUUAUGAUUUUAAACAAGUUGAAAACUCAAUGCUUCCAUUUGGUGUAUUGGAAUUAAUUCUAAGCAAAUAGACACACAAAAGAAACAAUAACAGGCGCAUUAAAAAACAUAGGCGACCGAUUGCAUUUGAAACCGGUUACGACAUAUUUCCGACAAAAAAACAAAGAAAUAUGUAAAAAAGAAAAAGAAUAUCUAAAAACACACCAAACUAAUUUUAGUAGGCCGGAAAUUAACCUAUACUCAAUGUAAACGUACAGAUGUAUAGACUCUAAAGCCUUCUUAUAAAAAAAAUAAAAUGUGAAAGCUUCUCAGUAUAGGAGAAGGAUGUCUGAUCAGAUAAAAAAUGCUAAAAUUUGCAUAUAAUUAUGUCGUCAAUAAAGAAAUUGGUAGACAAUAAACAGCAACUUACUGUCCUCGCGUUGUUCAAUAAUUCAAAAAAUAGUGAAAAAGAUGAUGUAAGUGGAGGGGAUUUAUGUGAUUCGCAAGUGCUUCAAAGUGUGAUUAACUUGUCACAAGAACAAAAUAAGUCUGAAGAGGCAUUAAAAAGCACUAUCUCGGCAUAUAGUUCCAGUGUUCCACAUUUCGAAUCACAGCUCUCUUUAUUAAAAAAUGAAAAACAGCCCAAUGCAACAACAAUGCCAACUGACGUUAUGAAAAUAGAUGAAUCUAACUCUAAUUUAUCCAAAAAACAGGCAACAAGUUCAGAAACAUUUGACAGCAGUGGGACAUCGUUUAUCCGCUUGAAAAAGCAUAAUUCUUCGCUCAAAGCUAAUGCCGAGAAAACCAAGCGCUGCACCGACCGAUAUGAUUCAUCUGAAUCCUCCGAUAGUGGUGUAGCAACUUCUGUCAGUUGCACUGAUUCCAAUAUUGGAUCUAACGAAGAUGCUUCUGAACCUAAUUCACCCCUUAGCGGUCAUCUGGGAUCAUGCGACGACCUUCAACAUUUACCAAAAACUUCAAUAAAGAUUGUAAAUGAGAGAACAAAAAUGUCGCCGCAAACUUUGAAAGAAAUAAAUACUAGUGUUACCUCCACGCCGCCUCAGAAUUUAAUUUCAGUAUCAGUAUCGAACAUGAGUAGAGACGUAAAUGGUGGAGGCACAACAAUAGUUAAUUCAUCCAAAUUGAAGUUACCGGUCGAAAAAACUGUUAAAAAAAGUUAUAAUGAUGCCAAAAAUGCCACCAUGUUACCUGUACUCCAAUGGCCGUGGAAUAGUAGCUCAGCAGUUGGGACAGGCACGCAUUCUUCGCAAGUCCAGGCGAAAAAACGUUUAGCUUCUCAAUCGAAUGGUGGAGACAAUUUCUUAUCAAAGAAAGCUCGAUCAUGCGCAGCGGUGUCGAUUAUUUCAAAUACUGAUGGACAAACGGUAAAGAUUACACCUAAUUCUAACGGUGGAGCCAACGUUUCUAAAAGACUGAGAAAUGCUUCUCUCGAAGAGUCGCAAACAAAAAUUACAGGUUAUUUUAAAUCACAAAUGAAAUUGCAAAUGCCUUUAAGUAAUGGCAGCGCUAAGCAGACUGGUAUAACAAAUAGUCCUGUCAAUGGAGUCAGCACUAAACCGAGCUGUUUAAAACCAAACAAUCUUGCUAUGAAUGCCCCAGCUACGACUGCCUCAUUGAAUAAAUAUUUUAACGUUUUAGCGCAAAUAAAGGAAAAUAAUGGCGACAACAGACUAUGUAGCAAUAUUGAAGUUAGUAACGAAAGUAAAGCAGAAUCAUCUGAAGAGUCACCUUCCCUUCUAGCUCCGCAGAGGAGUGCGACAAUGCCUGCGCUGAAAAAGAUUGAACGGAGUAAGCCGACAAAAAUUGCUCAAGUAGCUCCAAAUUUACGAAAAGUCUCCUCCAGCAGUAGCUACAACAAUUCGUUGUCAUCAGCAGAAAUCAACGGUAAAUCGCCAAUAAAAAGGCAUGUGGCCAUUGCCCCUCGAACACCGGAAAUGAAACAGCAGUCAAAACCUGUGCUCACUAAACCAGAGAGCUCCAAGUCGUUUACAGCUGCCCACCAACCCACCAAUUCCACAAGUCAGCCACCAACAGUUCUUUUAACUGCCAUUCGAUUGCCACCUACACAGCCGACAGCGUCGAAACAAGUGUGCCAAGUUACAAAAUCGACACCACAUUCGACUCCUUCGAACACUAAUACCGCAGUGGCGAACACUGCUUCAGGCAGUACAACAGUUUAUCAGUUACCACUGCAAAUACCAAAUCUAGUUCAAUUACCGCAUUUGUUAGCUACCAAUAGCUCCAAUAUGAUGCAGCUUAACAACCUUGGCCCAACGUCUGCAGUAGCCAAAACGGCUUCUACCAAUACCACGCCCUCGGCGACUACUUCAGCUCAAGCAGCGCAAUCUGCUGCCUCACAAUAUUUCUUGAAUGGAACUGUUUUUAAAUUGCAACAAUUCACAACAGCAACAACGACAACAGCGACAUCAGCCGCAUCUUCUAAUCCAAACCCUUUCAAUUUCUUAAGUGCUAGUGAUUUGCAAGAACUAAUUUUAAAGCAACAGCAGCAGAAAGCCGCUAUUACGACGACCACCACAAGUUUUCAAGAAAUAUUUCAACAGCAAAUAGCUGCUGCUGUCGCUGCAAGUCAACAGCAACAGGCACAGUUUCAGCAAUUACAGCGUAUGAAUAAUGCGGCAAAUAUAUCACAACCUGUAUUUAUGACAACGCCAGCGGGGCUUUUGUUAAAUGCUGCUUCGUUACCAACCAUGUUGGCCCAAGCAGCUGCCGUUAUUGCUGUUAGUAAUCAGCAAUCGCAACAACAAAAAGCAAUUGCUUUGCCCGCACUUCAACCGAUACAACAAAAUCCUCUUCCCGCGCUAAGCUCCAUAUUCGCUCCGCAAACUCAACAACCGGAACAAGGCGAUAUACAACAACAACAAAUAGCACAACUUGCCCUUACUCAACAGCAACAGCAAUUUAUUACUUCCACCCAACCACCGCCGCUUUCAUCGGUUACACUUAAUAUUUCGAACAAUUUAUCUCCAUUGCAAACCGCAUUGCAAAAGCAACCGCAAUCGGUUGCACCCAAAUUGACUUUAGUCAAAGCGACAGCAUCCCCGACUUCUUAUCCAACAUUGAGUUCCCAGCCACCUCCACUAGUAACUAUUUCAAAUGCAAAAGGAAGAUCUCACCUUGUAACGCAUGCCACAACAGUCAAUUCCUCCUCGAAUUUAUGUACAAAGGCGUUGAUUCAGAAGCAGUCUGCCCAGACAAAGCCGUAUCAAAAGAAUACGACGAAAUUAGCAGCUACACAUGCAAAGAUCGCAAACUCCCAUGUAAAUAAAGUGAAGACUAGCAAAAUUGGUAUGACAAGCGGGAAAAUAUUUGCUACUUCAACUACCCCCCCGCCUCUUGUUCCAACAAUACAAACUAAAGCUUUGCAAGUAGUGCCCUCGAAAGCUAAUUUGAUAGCCUCUCGUCCGUCUCCAAAUUGCGUAAGUCAAGCCUCUCCACUUUUUACACCUUCUUUGGUAAGCAUAGUGAACACUUCGACAACAACACCAAGAAUUUCGAAAGACGCGUUUACCAGCACUGGUGGGGCCAAAGCGCACAUUGAUAAAACUGCAAUUCUUUCGAAAAGCAAAAAUUGUGGAUGUACAUCUGUAAGCAAUAGUUCCAGCGCAACCAUUGAAUCAAGUGAUACGUCAGUAUCGUUCUCAAACGUAUGUAAUAAACUUCUUGAGAAGCUCGAAGGCAAUGAUUCUAAAAUGUUAGAUAAGCCUAAACCUACUGCUGAUUUGUUUGAUUUGAUAAAAAAUUCGAAAAGUGUUCCCGCAGAAAUACCGAAAAAUAUCUCCCGCAAACCAUUGCCGCUAUCUAAUUCAUUUUAUGACAUCAAAGAUGAACCACUAGAAGAAUCAUCCGCUUUAGCAAUAAUUUCUAGCAAAAAGUGCAACGACUUUAAGGAAACGGACCUUAUAAGUUCCACAAAUAUAAAACGUAUUGACAUAAAGAAGGAACAGCUCAACGGCAAUGCUAGCGAAAAUGAGAAAAUACACGAUGUAAUUCAUCAAGAGAACUCCUCCUCAUCAUUUAGUUCACAUACAAAUUCAACAUCUUCUAGAACUGAUAUAUCGUUAGAGACUUCCACGUUAACUACAAUUUCCGCGACACCUUCUUCGUGCUCUGCUUCAAUGGAACCAACCUCACCAAAUAGUAACCUUCAGCUUUGUAUGAUAAACAAUUCUACUCCUUUAACAUGCGUCACGGGAGUUUUGUCUCAAGAUACGUUAAGCGAAAUGGUAGCACUGACUUGCAGUUUGCCCGAAUCGGAGGAAUCAAGUGUUAAUAUGUCAUCAAAAACAUUUAGAGAUAAAGCGCUUGUAAAGGAAACACAAAGUCGUGUUUUACCAUCGCCUGAAUCAGGCAUUUGCGGCAGCUUUAGCAGGAACGAAAGUUCAGACUCCUGCGCAAAAUCUCCAACCUCGACUUUAUGCCCGACAACUGUUGCGCAAUUGCGGCAAUUAUCUGGAAAAGAGAAACGUGUUUUUUCGAAUUCCGAAUCCAUAAAUAUUGAAUUGCCUAGGGAAUACCAUAUAACAUCGGAAGCCGCCAUUUGUCCAAUUGAUACAAAAUUAACUGAAGCCGCAUACGUUUUAUUGCCAAAGAGUACAAUUUCUCCAAUUUUGUCACAACCAAAAACUAUACGAUUUCCGCCCGAAUCAAGGUGUUUUCUUGGUACAAAAACAGGCAAACGGUCUGACGGUGUAUGCCAUUGGAACAAAUGCAAUCAAAAAUAUGAAAGUAAUUCUAAAUUACUUGACCAUAUGCAAAAUCAACACGUUAACAUUCAGACUGGACCAUUUUCAUGUCUUUGGGUUGGUUGCAAAGUAUACAAUAAAGAGUCCUGCUCACGACGUUGGCUCGAACGACAUGUUUUAUCACAUGGAGGCUCCAAACAGUUCAAGUGUAUUGUGGAAGGUUGCGGUCUUCGUUUUGGAUCCCAAUUGGCUCUACAAAAACAUGUGAAUAAUCAUUUCACUGCCACGGAAUCAAAAGAGGGAUCGAAUAAACGGACAUCCGAUCCCCCAGUACCGAAACAAUUGCGAAAAAAUGGCAAGAAACUUCGAUACCGCCGUCAACCAUUUUCAGCUCGUAUGUUUGAUUUCUUUGAUGCGGGAAUUAUGGAAGCGUUGCAACAUCGUUUACGGCAAAUUAGUACGCUAACUAAUGGUUACGGUUGUAUUACAUUUCAAGGCCAAUGUGUACUGCGUCGGAAGACAUUUGCCGGCUCAUUCGAAUGCUUUAUACGAUGGUCGCCUGGGGAGAUAAUUUCAGAUGAAUGGCUUCCGGAAAGCGAAGAACCGUACGUGAAAACUAUAAACAUAAAACAUAUGCAACCGGCUGAGAAGAACAAAGUGGAAAAUUUACUAAUGACUGCCUUUAAACUGCCAUACUCGCCCAGAUUUUUUGAAUGCGAGGCUAGAUUAAGUAAACAAAAUUUACAAUUGGAAUACGAUAACGAUUCCACCACAACUUCGGAUAGCGACGAUGGUAAAUGCAUAAAUGAUGUAGAAGAAAAAACUCCUCCAGCCGGCUGUCCUCUAACAAACUACAUAUCCGAUCAUCGAACCACUAUUUGCGAAGGGGUACAAAAGGAACGAAAACAGAGGCGGAAAUCGUUAAGACAUUUUGUAUAAGCAGGUUAUGUAUAGGUAAACAUAUGUAUAUGUAUACAACUACGCAUCGGGAGCAUCGUAGGUUAUUGUCAGCAACCAUCAGAAUUAGUUCUUUUGUCAUUAAUUUUUUUUGGUAUUUUGGACGUUAAAAAGUUGUCACGCAUCUCAUAUUUAUAGAAAUCAGCUUAUUUCUAAAGAUUUAAUUUGGAUUCACUCAUUAUUAAAAAUAAGAAGCGAUGCUAGCUAUCACUCAGAAUCGGCAUAGAGACGAAGAAUACAGAGAAAAUGAAAUUCCUACUGAAGAAGGUGAAAGAAGUUCCAUUUGAAAUAAGAAUUCAUUAUUUCUUUUGGCAAGUAAUGCUCUGAAAACAUAUAUAGCUUUUCAGUUAUUUUCGUUUGCAAUAAGGUAUGACGUUAAAGGUAUAAUUGAAAAUCUGAUUAAUUAAGUGCGAUGAAGCGCUAUGCUCAGCACUUAAGCGGUUAAAUUCAAUUUCAUUAGUAGUAAAGAAUUUAGAAGGGUCAUGAACGAUAAAACGAACAAUUCUACGAAGAAGCUACAAAAAUGUUAUAUACACAUUAUUUUGUAAGCCGAAUGUUGUGCAAACAUUUUUAAAAGGAGCGAUUUGUGGAAAAGUGCUGAGUUGUAAUAUUUUUUGAAAUAUUUUCAAAAUUUUUUCCAUUCUUCAUAACUGUUGUUUUAUCCUUAUUUAAAAGGCAAUACAGAGCAUUCACAAAUAAAUAGCAAAGGUUCGCUAUAUGCGGGGGUUAGUAUAAUUUCAUUCUUCUAAUUUUUGUUUUGAAAUAUUAUAACAAUAAAGUUUUUCAUUUGAAAGCAUGUGAGAUGAAAGAAUUUCGGUGCACUCAAUCUCUAAAUGACGACCUAUAGGUUAGAUAUGCUAAGCAGAAAAAAAAUUGUGCAUUAAAUUUCCCGGAGUAAAACGUUCCUUUACUUUGAGUGCAAAGAGUAAUUUUACAUUUUCCAAUUUCCAAUUUGUGAGUUGGAUCUCAAGAAAUAGCUAACGAUUAAAUGAGAGAAAACGAAUCCGUACAAACAUGUGUAUAUGUAUUUACAAGUAACAUCUUUUCUGUUUUGUGAUUACUUUUUUUCAUUCUUUGUAACACAAAAUAUCCAAUUUAAUAUUUAUUUUAAUAUUUUCCCGCAGAGAUAAAUUGCAUAUGACUAAUCACUCAGGGAAUUUCCCAUACAAAUGCCUGUAAGAGAUAGAUAGAGUGUAAGCAUCGCCUGUGAGAUUCAUUCCCGAUCGGUGAAGUAUUAUACCUUUACCGCCUGAAAUUCUAUCCCGCACUGGGAAUUGAAUGCCUCUAUGCCGACUUGAUAGUCGAGCUUAGAAACUGCUUGGCUGUUUGAUUCUUUUAAUUUUUCAAGCAACUAACAUGAUCAGAUAUUUUCUCAUAACCUAUUUUCUUUGCCCCAAGUAGGAUGCGGGUAACUGAGUUUGGAGUAAGAGCUGGAUUUCUAAGUCACUAAGCCAUCAAUUUUAUAUAAAUGGCUAUUUUAAGUGUGCCUACAUUUUCAGAGAGAUAAUCUGAAAUAAUUUCAAAGUUAGAAAGAGAAAGAGAGAGAGAGAGAGAGAGAGAUAGUAGGACCUUUUAAAUAUAUCGUAUGACAAGUACUGUUGCUUUUUCAUUGAAUUUAUCCUAAAGUAAAAAUUAGACCGAACAAUAGCAACGAAUUACAUAUGAGACUACGUUUAUAACUGUAUGUCCUGGCAUUGCUGUGCCAUUGUCACAAAAAUCUAAGGUAUUGUCCAUAUCCGAAUAAAGAAAAAAAGUAAGGAAAUUCUUUAAUUACACUGGGCAUUUUUAAUUUCCGAAUAUUGUUCUUGUUCAUUUCGUAUGGAUAUCACUAUUCAAUGAGCUUGAAUACUGGCCACAAAAUUCUUACCAUUCUUUUACGACUUCCAAUUUUUGUUUAUAAAAUGGAAUAUCAAACAAGUCUCGAAACCAAUUUUCUUCUUGUGAUUUUUUUGCUACCUUAGUGUAGUUAUGAAAAGUAAACUUGCUACAACGAAAACAUUUGUAUUUGGGACAUAAAGUAAUACUUAAUUGGUGCUUCGUAAGUUCACAAAAUUGAUGGUGUUAUUCUACAGUAUUAAUAAACUUCGCUUUUUGUAAUAGUUGAAGAAUUGGAAGAAUUUUUUUGUAAUGUUAAAUAUCUCCUUUAAGUUUCAUUACAAUCCACGCGAAGGCAAGAAGGGAUUGUGCCUUAAAAUUAAAUACAACCCACCAUCUUCGCUUCGUACAUAUUUAAUCAGGGGGUAUCCUUACCGCGCGUUACGGAGAAGAAUACAGCCGAGUAUUUUCGCUCGGCUUAGUGACUGCGGCAGCAUAUCCUCGAGUUGCUUCUGCUUUUCAGCUUCGCUUUUGGGCUUCUUCGCUUUUUAGUUUUAAAUUUCUAGGAAAUGUCAAAUUUUUGGGUGCAACGAACAUCUUCUGAAACAUUGGUUUUUGAAUGCGGUAUUCACCACGUCGAGUAGGAAGCCGUUUAAAAACCGUUUGAGCUUUAAUUGUAGGGAAACCUUAAAAAAAUAUUUUAGAUAAUUUCGAAAAGACUUUAGGUUUUUAUAUUAAAGCGUCGAAACUCCACAUCGAAGUAGGCAUUAUUAUCGAAGCAGUACUUGAUAAUCAUGCGCCAAUGAGGAUCCAAAAUGAAUAGGUCGGGAUUGCCUUAUAUUACAACAAGGCUCCGUGCGCGAGUUAUUGCUAAGUUAACCCGAUUCUCGUGUUCGAUGAAUCCUUGUCCAAGGCGCAAAUUGUUUUUUAUAUAGUCGUCAUUUGAUUUCACUGUUGAGAUCAAAAUUAUGUCGCGUUCCUAAAAAAAAUCAAGCGAAAGCAACAUUACUAUUAAUUCAAUCAAUUAGUGAAAUUUUAUGAAAGUUAUACCUGUGUUUGGAAUUGCUCCGCAAAACCAAUUAAUGUCUUAAUGUCUUUACGAUACAAAUUGACUGUCAUAAUGAAAAUCUUCAAAAUUGAAAUAAAUGUUAUAAAAUACUAAUAGAAGAAUUCAAGAUAUCGUACAUCAGUCUAUGGGUUAGAUAUUUAUAACGUCUUAUUAUUAUUCUUAUUAGCACAAGAGCUUCGCAGGAGCAAUUUUCUUACUAACACAUUUAUACAUAAAUACAGUCGCAAAAUAGAGAUAAUAGAAAUUCGCACUUACGUUCUUCGCUUCAAUGGAUUGAAUUGACACGAAUCACCACAAACAAUACCAUGAUGAUAACUUGAAAAGCAACCUCAGUGUAUUAUUUAUUGUAAAUUGCGGUAGCUAAGAAAAAAAAACAUAGCCAAGAAUUUUACACAAUUUAGUUGAUAAAUAGUUUUAGUUUAAAAAUAAUUCACAAGUGGCAAGUUAAAGUGCUCUUUGACACAAAAAACAUAUUUCUUACGGUCAUUUCAAUAUCCAAAGCAAGCAUGACAUCAAAAUUAAUCUAACUUUUAUAGGCGGCAUCAAAAUUUUGGUCAUACCAUUUUGUAAAACCCACAAACGAACAUCGGUCAACUAAAGAGUUCGAAUAGAUGUAGUUGCACGCCUCCGUCCGUAUGGGUUACACGUACGUAUAACUGUUAUUGUCGAAAGAUUAGGGAAUACGAAUGUAUAACAAUACAUCGUUGUUGAAUAUUGGCCAAAUUAACAAAUUAAUCGAACAAAAAUCCAAAAAAACAUAAUUUUCAAAAUCAUCUUUAACUAGUAGAACAGAUAUUGAUCAAAAGCAUGCUACAAGCAUAUAGAGAAAGGAGUUCCUGCUAAGAGCAAUAUAGGUAUGAAAAUAUGUAAAAAUUUAUAAAACAAUAUUUUGCGACUUACUUUAAAUAUUAUUCCAUAAUUUGAUCAAAAUUAUCCAAAAGAUUGGUGCAAGAAUCGUUCCAAAUGGAACUUGUGCACAUGCUUCAAGAAUUUUUUUGACAUUUACAUGAUGCGGCGAAUGCAACCUUUUCAUCUAAAUUCGAUAUAUUAGUUUUUAGUAUUUUAACUAACAUUAACUUUUUACGUAAAUUUAUUUAUUAAUAAUGAAACAAAUUUAAGCAAACUAUGAUACUCAUAUUUGAUAAAAAAUUAUAUAUGUAUGAAACUAUGAUCAAUUUACUUUGAAACUAACUCACUUCCAACUUUUUUUUUUUUUUUUUUUAAUGUAUCACUUGCCAAUUUUAUGGUAUUCUAAUAUUUUCAAGCAAUCUACGAAGAAAAAAAUUGCAAGAAAAAAAUUUUCCUUUACACUUGUACCUAUUCUUAUACUUCUUCUUCGUUGUGUCUUUGCUCGAUUUGGAAAGCAAUUUAACCGUUUUACCUACCGUACUCUAUCUAAGUUUUAAGCUACCUCGAAAACUAAUCAGCAAGGUUUAAAACUCAUUAUACGCUAACGAAACUUGAAAUUGAUAUAAAUCGAAUAUAAUUUUCCAAGAUUCAUAUAGUGGGCAUAUCUAAAAUUCUUGUC
Messenger RNA from Glossina fuscipes, 10637 nucleotides. RefSeq names its product zinc finger protein jing (gene jing). NCBI's taxonomy places the organism in Eukaryota, Metazoa, Arthropoda, Insecta, Diptera, Glossinidae. Bases 931 to 6207 code for a protein of 1758 amino acids. The transcript is spliced from 5 exons. Gene Ontology annotation, cellular component: ESC/E(Z) complex. Gene Ontology annotation, biological process: regulation of transcription by RNA polymerase II. The record is from RefSeq and is a predicted model, not a curated record.